Molecule: messenger RNA, 831 nt
Organism: Lolium perenne
Lineage: Eukaryota; Viridiplantae; Streptophyta; Magnoliopsida; Poales; Poaceae
Source: RefSeq, a predicted model, not a curated record
AUGGUAGCUGUCGAAGUUUCCAUGGAAGUACUUCCUGUCAUAGAAAGAGGUAGUAUAGCUGAAGUUAUCCAUCAUGUAAUCUACUUCAAGGAAGCUACGGAUCAAACUCCCAAGAAGAUCAAUAACCCGGCAUAUGACUCCUGGAUCUCACGGGAUCAAAUUGUGCUCGGGUAUCUCCUUCAGUCGAUUGGAUCUAAGGUUCUUCCUCACGUUCAGAGAAUCGAGACCGUCACCGGUGUCUGGCAGGUGAUUGAGGAGAUGUUCGCCUCGCAUUGUCAGACCGAAGUCACGAACUUGCGGCUCGAACUGGCGGACACAAAGAAACUACAGAUGACUACCAAUGCGUUCCUGACCAAGAUGCAACGCAUCGUCGAUGCCCUUGCUGCUACUGGCGAGCCCAUCCGCACCAGGGAGUGCAUCUGCUUCAUCCUGGCGGGACUCGGGGCUCCCUACAACGUGCUGGUCGCCACCCUCGGCGCGGUCACCACGCCGCUCACGCUCCCCUCGCUCUAUGCCCAGCUUCGGGCUUAUGACCAACGCCAGGAGAUGCUCGGUGGACCUGCUGCCUCCGAGUUUGUGACCUCCGCCAACUACACGCAACGCGGCGGACACAGAUGCUACAACAGUCGGUCCCGCGGUGAAUAUGGUGACCGCGGUGAUCGUGGUGACUACGAUCGCCGUGGCGCGCGCAUGGAGGAUAGGCGAGAUGAUCGCCGUGAUGAUCGACAGCUGCGCCAAGAACGCGGUGGCGGGCGUGCACCUUCUGGCGGGGGCCGUGGCCGUGGACGUGGAAGGCGUCGCACUACGCCAUGGGUCAACACAACCUGCUGA